GACAACAGGAAGUAGCAGCACACGGGUUUAAUCGCUCGUCGUUUUAAACACUAUUCGUCCGAUCUCCAAUUUUUCGACAGCCGGGGAAAGAUAGCAAAGAAGCAGAUACUCAUGACUGCAGCUUUACCCGAUAAUCAACGCGAUGACGGCGCUGGAAGAGGCCUGAGUUCGGUCUGAAACAGCGCUUGUCCUUGCGGUCGGACAGCGAUACUGGAGAUUCAGAGGAAAAGUAGGAAAAUAUCCGGAACAUCAGACAUGCCUGGUCUGACGUGAAAAUAACGCUUGAAAUGGCUGAAGUUUGUCUGUAAUGCUGCGUCUCCAGCCUGAAUCAUGAACUCUGUGUCUCCCAGUGCUGUUCAGUAUAUAGUGGGUGGUGGAGCUCAUGAGGACAAGGCUUCAGCUCCGUCCAAACGCCACAUGGGCCAUGGGGUGGUUCCCGACGGCAUCAGAGAAGGUUCUGGAGAGCCCGACGAAGUGGAUCGCCUCAAAGCCAAGUUCAUGUCAGCCUGGAACAACGUCAAAUAUGGCUGGACAGUUAAAUCUAAAACUUCCUUCAACAAGAGCUCUCCUCUGAUCCUGCUGGGGCAGUCGUUUCUGUUCAAUAGUGAAGAUGAGGUGGAGCGAUUCCGGCAGGCGUUCGUGUCGUGUGUGUGGCUGACCUACAGACGGGAGUUUCCUCAGUUGGAGGGGUCGAGUCUGACCACAGACUGCGGCUGGGGUUGCAUGCUGCGCAGCGGACAGAUGAUGCUGGCGCAGGGGCUCCUGCUGCACCUCAUGCCUACAGACUGGAGGUGGUCAGACUGUCAUGCGCUCACUGAUGUGGAUUUUGAGGUGCUGAAGCCACGUUCUCCUUCUCGUCCGGCUGGGAUGUCUCUGCCAUCCUUCAGUUCCACUUGGAGCAGCUCUAUUCCUCAGAUAAACACUAGUUCUGGCAUUAGCGAGGCCCAUAGACGGACACCGACAAGAUGUCCUUCAGCCAGUCCUGACCCGCAGGUGGACGCUCUGCACCGGAAGGUACUGUCCUGUUUUGGGGAUCACCCCUCCGCUCCUUUUGGCGUCCACCAGCUGGUAGAGCUGGGAAAGGAGUCUGGGAAAAGGGCAGGAGACUGGUACGGCCCGUCUGUAGUGGCACACAUGCUAAGAAAAGCUGUGGCGCGAGCUGCUGAGUUUGAGGAUCUUGCUGUGUAUGUGGCGCAGGACUGCACGGUAUAUAAAGAAGAUGUCAUGAGUUUGUGUGAGUCCAGCGGAGCGGGGUGGAAAUCAGUUGUCAUUCUAGUGCCAGUGCGACUCGGCGGAGAGUCACUAAACCCUUCAUACAUUGAGUGUGUCAAGAACAUUCUCAAGUUAAAAUGCUGUGUAGGAAUUAUAGGAGGGAAACCCAAGCAUUCACUGUUUUUUGUCGGCUUUCAAGAUGAGCAGCUGUUAUAUCUGGACCCACACUACUGUCAGCCGGUGGUGGACGUCACUCAAGCCAACUUUCCUCUAGAGUCUUUUCACUGUAACUCUCCGAGGAAGAUGAACUUCAGCCGAAUGGACCCCAGCUGCACCAUUGGCCUCUACGCUCGCACUAAAACAGACUUCGAGUCCUUGUGCACAGUGGUCAGUGAAGCUUUGUCAUCCUCUAAGGAGAAGUAUCCCAUCUUCACGUUUGUGGAGGGCCGAGGGCAGAUCUAUGGCCUGGAGGGUCCGAGCGGAGGGUCUGUGGAUGCUCCUGCACACAUCUUUACCUGCAGCAGAAUGAGCCGCAACAACAAGAGAGGAAGCACAGAUGAGUUUGUGCUGCUCUGAGCUGAUUUUCUUGUUUUUCACACGUAACACUGAGAUUCUGCACUGAAGCGCCUGAAGCUGCUGAUCCUCACGUCUCAAACCUGACACUGAGGCAUCAUGGGAAAAAAAACUAACUGGAUCAUUAAUAAAACCACACAAUCCUCCCCUAAAAUUAAUGCUUUGCAUAAAGAGAAUAUUGCAGAUUUUUAGAAUUAAUUUUUUAUGCUUUGAGUCGUUAUGUGAUUAUGUCGUUAAAGGUACAGUUCGCCCCAAAAGUUACUUUUUGAGUAUAAUCUGGCUAAAAAUAUUAAGAAAUCUCAUCAUUCCUAAUUAUUCUUUCAUUACUUAAGAACAUGCAUUAAUUAUUUCUGAAGUGUUUUUGCGCUGCCAUUAAUUAAUUUUUGCUCAUUUUAAUUUUUUUUAUUUAUUAUGAUUACAGUAUUGUGUGGAAACCCGUUCCCACCACUGAAUUAUAAUAAAAAAAUACAAAUAAAUAAAAAAAUGUAUAAAGUCAAAAUUCUGAGUCAUAAAGUCACAAUUGCAAGUUAUAACGUCAGAAUUUCAAAUAAUAAAGUCGCAAUUGCGAGUUAUAAAGUCAGAAAUCCGAGUUAUAGAGUCAGAAUUAUGAGUGAUAAAGUUGCAAUUCUGUGUAAUAAUCACAAUUCAGAGUUAUAGUCACAAUUCUGAGAUACAAAGUCACAAUUUCGAGUUAUGAAGUCACAAUUCUGAGAUAUAAAGUCAGAAUUCCGAGUUAUAGUCACAAUUCAGAGUAAUAGUCACAAUUCAGUUAUAGUCACUAUUCCGAGUUCUAAAGUCACAAUUCAGAGAUAUAAAGUCAGAAUUACGAGUUCUAAAGUCAGAAUUACGAGUUCUAAAGUCACAAUUCCGAGAUAUAGUCAGAAUUCUGAGAUAUAAAGUCACAAUUCAAAGAUAUAAAGUCAGAAUUACGAGUUCUAAAGUCAGAAUUACGAGUUCUAUAGUCACAAUUCCGAGAUAUAGUCAGAAUUCUGAGAUAUAAAGUCACAAUUCAGAGUUAUAAAGUUGCAAUUCUGAGUUUAUAUCACGCAAUUCUGAGAUAUAAAGUCACAAUUUCGAGUUAGAAAGUAAGAAUUCUGAGACUCUGAUUUCUGACUUUAGCUCUGAAUUGAACUUUAUAUCUCGGAAUUGCGACUUUAUAACUUGUAAUUGUGACUUUAUAACUCUGAAUUGCAACUUUAUUACUCGGAAUUGCAACUUUAUGACUCGAAAUUGCGACUUUAUAACUUGAAAUUGUGACUUAAUAUCUCGAAGUUGUGACUACAACUCGGAAUUGCGACUUUGUAACUUGGAAUUCUGAUUUUAUAACUCAAAAUUGUGACUUCAACUUUGAAUUCUGACUUUAUAACUCGGAAUUCUAGCUCAUUUGAACUUUUUUUUAUUAUUAUUAUUCAGUGGCAGGAACAGGCUUCCAUAGUACUGAGAGUUUUGACAGGAAUAAUAAAGUAAAAAGUGAGGUUAAUAUAAUUUUUGAUUAUUGAUUUGUUAAUUACACCAUGAAUGUUGCAUGGAUUCGGGAACAGAUUCGUUGCUUUCUAAAAUUGUUUUGCGUAAAAAAAUGCAAAUUUUUUGUAAUAUUAGAAUUUUUUUCUGACAUUAUUUUCUUGACAAUUAAGCAAACACUAACACCAGUGUCAGGGAGAAAUUAAAAUAAAAAAAUAGAUCAAUAAAUCACUCUGCAAACUGGCAUAAUUUGCAUUAAAAACAUUAAUAAUAAUAAUAAUAAUAAUAAUAUUUAAUUUUAUUUGAUGUAGAUAAUUUUAUGUGGAAACAGAUGUUUUUUUGCACUGCCUUUAAUUCCUAUUCCUAUUUGUUUUUAAGGAAAACUAAUUCGUUUUGACUAUCGUAUCAGCAUGUUUUUGCAUAAAAUGUGAUUUUUUUUUAAAGAGGAGAUAUGCUUAAUUAUUCAUUUAAAAAAUUAAAAAAUAAUUCUAGAAAUAAGCUUAAUUUUCUUUAUGCUUGGUUGAACCCUACAUUUCUUUUGUAGAGUACACUUUUAAUGUGGCAUUGAGUCAUGGAGGGUUGGUGAUCGUUCUCUAUCACUUCGAUUUUUAUACACACACAUACACACGUCUCAAACACUGAACACAUGAUCCUGCUGUUGCAUUGCUGUCUGUCUGAAGCUAAACGGGUACUCUGUGUUUUACUGUGUGCUCUAUAACAGGAGGAUUGUGAGUAAUGACACUCAUUGUUGCUGUAAGAUAUAUAUGGCUGGUUGCUUCUGUAAAUUGUAAAUCUUGUGUGCUUGAACUGAGUGUUUCGUUUAUUUAAUAGUAUUUUUUGAUGAGGCCAGAGUUUAAUGUUGGAAACUGUCUGUGUAUUUCAUGUCAGAUUUGCUUUUUUGCUUAAACAGGUCAACGAAAGUUUGCUGUUACUGUUUAGUCUUAUUUAAGCUGUUGAUUUUACGUGUUUUUGAUUGUGGUUAUAUUCGAGGAAGCAAAGCUCAACUGCUGUCACUGUGUGAACAAUCACUUUUGAAUCAUUUUAGAUGUUUGAUUGUGUGUUUUUGUUUUGGAUUUUCUCUUAUGGGACCAGAGAAUAAAAGGUGGAUUUUGCCUGUUUGAGUGGACUUUAAUGUGGACUGAAUGGGAAUAUGGAAAUUAUAUUUAAAUAUAUCAGUUGUCAUCACUAUCCAUCUGCACUUAAAAAGACUUGACAUGUUUUUAUACAACAGUGUUGUUGUUUGUGUGUGUGUAAGACAUUAAAAAGGAGAGCUGUU
Danio aesculapii is the source of this 4522-nucleotide messenger RNA. RefSeq names its product autophagy related 4D, cysteine peptidase a (gene atg4da). NCBI's taxonomy places the organism in Eukaryota, Metazoa, Chordata, Actinopteri, Cypriniformes, Danionidae. The coding region runs from base 331 to 1788 and encodes 485 amino acids. The record is from RefSeq and is a predicted model, not a curated record. The transcript has 11 exons. Gene Ontology annotation, molecular function: protein-phosphatidylethanolamide deconjugating activity.